Messenger RNA from Drosophila navojoa, 1009 nucleotides. RefSeq lists its product as uncharacterized. NCBI's taxonomy places the organism in Eukaryota, Metazoa, Arthropoda, Insecta, Diptera, Drosophilidae. The record is from RefSeq and is a predicted model, not a curated record.
GUAUUCGAUAAUAAUCGUAAAAUCCGCGGAGAGAGAAAACAGCUGAUAUUCUGUUUAUUGUACUCCUGAAAAUGGUAAACAUCAAUUCAAAUUUUAGGAAUUUGAAAUAUAUGCAUUUGCAUCAAGCUCUAAUAAAAUUAAGACCUCUUGAGCAAUACUAUAAUAUCACGCUUGAAAAUAAAUUGGAGACCCAGAGUGAUGUGCAAAAGAUCUGUGAAGGUUUUUCUAAGGCACUUAAAAAUGACUUGAGCUUAGAGGAAAUAACGUCGUUAUAUUCUGCUGCAAUUAUGUUGCUACUACUGAGUGAUCCCGAAAUACAGAAUCGACGUAUUGAGCUACUGAACGACUGCUUAAACUAUUCAGAUACAUUAAAGCCGACAAUGAUUGACUACAUAACUCGGGAAUUAAUUGAAUACUUUAAAUAUGUAGCUAGCCUCGCGGAGAGAAGUACGGAAUAUGACUAUAUGCAUUAUUUCCUAUGGGCCAUGCCGCAUAUAAUCACAGCGAGCGAGACAGGGAAAAUGAUUUCAUUGGGCCUGUUGCGAUCUUUUAUAGGGGAAUUGGCAAACCGGACUCCAAUUGUUAUGCACAUUUAUAGAAACAUUUCAGAAGUCUGGCAAAUGAUAAGAACUAUAAAUGUGGACACAAUUUUGGACGAAUGGUCAAUACAUAAAAUUUAUGUAUUGAUAAAAAGCUUCAGUUUAAUUUUGUCAACGGCUGCGCUUAACAACAAAAAUUCGGCUUUAAAGCAAGCUGGAUAUCGGGGUUUCGAAUUGCCUCAUGUUGAGAUAGAGAAUGAGAUAUCACAGUGGUUCAAAACACUUAGAAAUAAGCUGAAAGAUAAGCACAAAGUGGACGGAACGAAGUCCAUCUUAAUGUUGGUACGCUUCAUUGACUACAAUUUACUAAGCUUUUUGGCAGAAGGAAGUAGUGAAGUGGCUUCAGAGACAGGCAAUGAGACGCCUCUUAAUCGAAUCAGCUUUUAGAUUUUAGAAUAACAAUACAAUUC